Seminavis robusta is the source of this 489-nucleotide messenger RNA. The record is from the annotation of a GenBank genome assembly. NCBI's taxonomy places the organism in Eukaryota, Bacillariophyta, Bacillariophyceae, Naviculales, Naviculaceae.
AUGAUUUCCCAAAUCAGUGACAGACCACCUUUGACUGGGGAUUGGAACACAAGAAGUGGAGUUGUGAAGCAGAAUAUUGAAGGAGUAGAUGAUGGUGGUAACGAUGGACUCUCACUAGGAGACAUUGACGUCACAAUUGUUGGUUGGUGUGAUGGUGUAAAUGAUGGAAUCCCCACAGUUGGAAUGUUUGAUGGGUUUGCUGAUGGACCAACACUGGGUGAUGUGGAUGGCAGAACUGAUGGAGUAAUUGAUGGAGUUACCGAUGGCCUGCUUGAUGGGGUGAAUGAUGGAGUGAUUGAUGGAAGAAUCGAUGGAGUGAUUGAUGGAAUAUUUGAUGGAGUGAUUGACGGAAUAAUUGAUGGAGUCAUUGAUGGAGUCAUUGAUGGAGUAGUCGAUGGGGUCAUUGAUGGAAUCUUGGAAGGGGUGUUGGAUGGUGCCGCAGAAGCAGAGGGUGAUACUGAAGACCCAAAUGGCAAAACGGAAGGGUGA